AAGAAAGGGCGGAAGCCUCCGCUUGAGGGUAUUCGCCAAGGCCUCCGCUCCCGCGUGUUGGGCCCAGCCCUGCCUUACUGCGCUUGGAAACUCCGUAUGUUGGCGCCUGUAGAAGGCGGGUUGGGCCGGCCAGGAUGUCUUACCGUCCCGUCAGGCCCUUCUUAGCUCACGACUCCCGCGAGCCGUGGUCAGAGAGGAGCCUGGAGGGGCCACCUAAGCUCUGCACAAGGAAUUCCUCCAACUCUGUAGAAAUGAAGACUGACCUGAACUUAUUAUUGGAGUGUCUAAAGUAUCAAAUGGACAAUGCUUUUUCACAAAAGGAAGCUUUGGUCACUAUUCAUUCAAUUUGUCAACAAAACAGUAAUGCAAGUAUUUAUUUUCGGGAAAUUGGUGGUUUGAUGUUUGUAAAAAAUCUUGCAAAGUCAAGUGAACAUAGCAUGGUAAAAGAAGCAGCCUUAUAUACAUUAGGAGCUAUUGCAGAAAAAAAUGUUUACUGUCAGCAGACUUUGUGUACUUCAGAGUUACUUGAAGACUUAACUUGGUUCUUAUCUAAUGAUUCAAACAUAAAUUUGAAAAGAAUGUCUGUUUAUGUUAUUUUGGUUCUGGUUUCAAAUAAUAGGACCGGACAAACACUUGUGAGAGAAACAGGUUGUAUUACGGUUCUGUCACGGUUAUUCAGGACAGUUAUUUCAAAAUAUGAUUUGGAUUUGUCAAAUAAAAAUGUUUUCCAGAGUUAUCAGUUGUGGUCUUCAGUGUGUAGUACUCUGUGUGUCUGUGUCAACAAUCCUCAAAAUGAUGAGAAUCAAAUGUUUUGCUGUUCACUUUUUCCACAUGCUAAUGAAUGGCUAAAAAAUUGCAUGAAACCUGAGAUAAUUCGCCCUAUUUGCUCAUUUAUUGGACUCACUCUUGCAAAUAACACAUAUGUUCAGAAAUACUUCAUAUCUGUGGGUGGACUGGAUGUAUUGUCUCAAGUUCUCGUGCAACUGGAAUCUGAUUCACAUGAGACUCUUUCCAGUGCUAAACUUGCAGUGGUUGUGACAAAGACUGUGGAUGCAUGCAUUGCUGAUAAUCCUACUUUUGGGAUAGUACUCUCCAAGUACCACAUUGUUUCAAAACUUCUGGCAUUACUGCUUCAUGAAAGUCUGGAUUCAGGAGAAAAAUUUAGCAUCAUGCUUACUCUUGGUCAUUGCACAGAGGAUUGUGAGGAAAAUCAGUAUGACCUUUUUAAAAACAAUGGGCUUCCACUCAUGAUUCAAGCUUUAACUGAAUCUCAGAAUGAGGAACUGAACAAAGCUGCCACAUUUGUGCUUCACAACUGCAAAAAAAUUACUGAGAAAUUAUCUCUAAGUCUAGGAGAAUAUCCUUUUGGUGAAAAUGAAGCACAGCAAUUAAAGGACAUAAAUGUGAAAGAGAAGAAUCUUGAAGAGCACUGGAGGAAAGCAAAGGAAAUUCUACACAGAAUAGAGCAGCUUGAAAGAGAAGGAAAUGAGGAAGAAAUACAAAGAGAAAACUGUCGGGAUAAUAUUUCAUCUAUGAACAUGAAUAUUCAGAAUACAUGGAAACAUCUCCAUGCAGAUCAUAUUGGUCGAGCUACCAAAGCAGAAGAUGAGGAUAAAAGCCAUUCUAGACAGUUUCAGAGUUAUAAGUCCCAUGGAGCCAUGUCUAAAGCAUGUACAAAUGAUGACCAAAUGAAGACACCAUUGAAGAGUGCAAAUCCAGUCCAUACUUGUUGUAGAGAGAGUGAGCAAAAUAAGUCUUUAUAUAAAGCCAAGUCAAGCUGCAAUCAAAACUUACGUGAAGAAACUACUUUUAAAAAGAAUUUUAUUUCUCAAUCAAGUGACCAUGUUUUUAAACACCCAGUUCACAUUGCCAAAAAUAUAAAGCAGCAGUUACCAGUAACAGAUCCAUUUACAUUAUGUUCAGAUAUAAUAAAUAAAGAAGUAGUCAGUUUUCUAGCAACUCCCAGUUGUUCCAAAAUGUUGACGUAUAGGUGCUCAGGUUGCAUAGCAGUAGAAAAAUCCCUGAAUAGCCGAAACUUUAGCAAGCUCUUGCACUCUUGCCCAUACCAAUGUGAUCGUCACAAAGUCAUUGUGGAAGCUGAAGACAGAUAUAAAAGUGAACUAAGGAAAUUACUUAUCUGUAACAAAAAAAUUCUGCUGACCCCACGUAGAAGACAACAACUCAGAAAUGAAUCUACUACCCCUGGAAGAAUAAAAAAAAGAAGAGUUCGCAAAAACUUUACUGAAGAAGAAGUAAAUUACCUUUUCAAUGGAGUUAAGAAAAUGGGAAAUCACUGGAAUUCAAUUUUGUGGUCUUUCCCCUUUCAGCAAGGACGGAAGGCUGUGGACCUUGCUCACAAAUACCGCAAGCUGACCAAAAGCCCCAUGUGUGCAGCUUCUUCUUUGGAAGAAGACUGUCACUUUAGUUUGGAUUUUUAAAAUACAGUGCCUUGAAAGAUACAACAUUUAAAGUAUUUUUCUAAACUCUCAUGAGAAGGAAUGUAGAAAUGAGGAUACAGUUUUCAUUAAACAGUUUUUGUGAUGCUGAAACUCAUCAAGUUAUUACAAUGAUUUAUAAAGCAAAUAUAUCUCCAGUGUACAGAUUAGUAAGAUAAAAUUCCUUCGUAAGAUCAAACACUUGUUUAGGAAUAUGCUUUUAUUUUUCCUUAAGCUUAAAUGACAUAGAGAAAAGAAUUACCAGCCUUUAAACGUUAUUUGACAUUGCAUUAAAUACUAUGUGAGA
Messenger RNA from Rhinopithecus roxellana (golden snub-nosed monkey), 2742 nucleotides. It is a transcript of the gene TERB1, whose product is annotated as telomere repeat binding bouquet formation protein 1. NCBI's taxonomy places the organism in Eukaryota, Metazoa, Chordata, Mammalia, Primates, Cercopithecidae. The coding region runs from base 135 to 2438 and encodes 767 amino acids. Gene Ontology annotation, biological process: meiotic attachment of telomere to nuclear envelope; homologous chromosome pairing at meiosis. The transcript is spliced from 18 exons. The record is from RefSeq and is a predicted model, not a curated record.